AUGCCGCUGUUGAUCCUUGUCAAAGGAACUCUGGGGAGUGAGAUUGACGUUGACGAGCUUCCAACGUACCCACCCGGCCCGGUGUAUGUUGUGCAAAAGGCGGCCAAUAUGGACCAGCGUGUGUGGUCGCUCUACCUUCGUGGAGUAUUGCAACCCAAAUUGGACUGCCCCUCUGUCGUGCUUGCGGACAACUUUACCUGCCAUGUGUCGAAGAAAUCCUACAAGAUCCUUGAAGACGAGUUGUUUUGA
Molecule: messenger RNA, 249 nt
Organism: Aphanomyces astaci
Lineage: Eukaryota; Oomycota; Saprolegniomycetes; Saprolegniales; Verrucalvaceae
Exons: 1
Coding region: 1-249 (82 amino acids)
Source: RefSeq, a predicted model, not a curated record